UCUGCUCGUCAUCGCACAGUGAGGCACAGACUUAUAGUAUCAACACAUACCCAUAUUGUGUUUGUGAUUUGAGAACACAGCAUGACCCUGCUGAAGGCUAUGUGUAUGGCAUAUCUAAUAAUCUUUUCUAAAGGCGAACAGUGCAGGAACAACCAGCAUUGUUCAGAGUGUGACAGAAAUGGGAAUUGCCUCACAGACUGUGACACCGGGUAUUUUGAUCAGAUGUGCAUGUCAGCGUGCAGCAAGACCUGCAGGAACCACUCAUGUCUGUUGUCAGUCUCUGGUGUCGGUGAUUGUACUGAUGGUUGUGUCCCCGGAUAUCACGGCCCAGGGUGCAACAUACCAUGUGACAGUCCAGGAGGUAGCUGUACAGCAUGUCCAGGUGGCUGUGAUGGAGGAUAUUGUCAGCUGAGCUCAUCCUGUGUGUCUGGAUGUGUAGACUCCUACUACGGGACUGGCUGUAAGUCGUGUUCCAGUCGAUGUAAGUCCUGCAACAGGAUGACAGGAUCGUGCAGUGAGUGUGACCGUGAAUACUUUGGUCCAAACUGUGGGUAUUCCUGUGAUCACUGCCUGAGAUCCUGUGAACAUGGAUGCACAGGGGGUUGUCUUCCUGGAUUUUAUGGCUCGAUCUGUGACAAGACGUGCAGUGACAAGUGUGGUCCAAACCCCAACAUCUCUACUGACAAACCUCUACUGGCGCCAAACACUGGAGUACGUGACUGUCACAGAGACAGUGGGGACUGUAUCCACGGGUGUGACGAGGGGUGGUAUGGCCGACAGUGCUCCUCUCCGUGUAGUUCUAACUGUAGAAACUCCAAGUGUCAGUCAGACAGCGGGUCGUGUACAGAUGGGUGCGCACGUGGCUUCUAUGGUGGCCUCUGCCAACACACGUGUGAAGUUUGUCUUGAUGGUGUAUGUGAUCAGAUGAGUGGCACGUGCACUGAAGGCUGUCAGCUGACUGGACGAAAGUGUGAUUCCACGUGUACAGCCAACUGUUCCAUAGCGGAAUGUCUAAGCUGCAACCAUGGUGUCAGUGACAGCAGCAUUGCCGACUUGAAGAUUGGGCUGUCAGCGGUGAUUUCAAUGUUUGUGGUGAUCAUCUUGCUGGGUCUAUCACGCCCCUUCUACAAACGUUUGAGAACUAAAGGGUGCAGAAUUCAGAGUAUUAAUCAAGAUGCAGCGCCAAGCCAUGACGACCAGGUGUUGCCGGACUACUGUGAAAUCAGAGACGAAGAUUUGGCAACCAUGUGUGAGCUGCCAGCCAUGAACCGAAAUGAUUCAGUAACAGGGGCUGCUGUCCCGGACAUGCCUGUUCUGGCAGAGUGCUUUGCUCCAGACUGUGGCGAUGUAGUCAACGAUGUUGCUAUAGCAGAGUGCUUUGCUCCAGACUGUGACGAUGCAGUCAACGAUGUUGCUACAGCAGAGCAGUCUGCUCUUGAUGACGACGCGUACACUAAACUAAUACGGAACUAUGUUGUUGAACGUCCUGAGAGAGCAGGGAAAUAUUUGUCUCCAAUUGACGACUGAUGCAAUGUAAUCCCUUAUUGCAGAUACGGAGUUCUGUAAAGGAACUUUGAACUUCAGUUAGUAACUGUUUGCUACAGUAUAGAUCAGACCUCAACAAAACCCAAAUGGUUAAAACCAACAUUGAGGAAGAUCCAGUUAAAGUAUUAUUACUGUUUAACAACUUGUGAUAGCAAGUGACGCCAUUAUUUUCCAUUUAACAUAAUAAUGUAAUUUUAGCAUAGUAUCAAUAUGCAUAGAUGAAAUGCAGCGAGUAGACGACCAUUAGAAUCACAACAUCCCACCGAUGAUUAGUUCAAGUAGAAUAGAAAAUGAAGUAUCCCCCUUUUCAACAAUCGAAAAUAACAUGCUAUAAUUGUCAUAACACACAACAAACACAGACACACAUACAUGUUAUUUCAUCUGGUUUUUAUUGUUUGUGGUCGCUGUGAAAGUUCGUGCUUGGUUUGAUUAAAUGUCAUCUUCCGGCCUCGCUAGGCUGGGUGUUUCAAUUAAUGAAUUUUAUGUCUGGUUUGGUUUCAU
Molecule: messenger RNA, 2046 nt
Organism: Haliotis rubra (blacklip abalone)
Lineage: Eukaryota; Metazoa; Mollusca; Gastropoda; Lepetellida; Haliotidae
Product: multiple epidermal growth factor-like domains protein 10
Exons: 4
Coding region: 82-1527 (481 amino acids)
Source: RefSeq, a predicted model, not a curated record